Molecule: messenger RNA, 2935 nt
Organism: Varroa destructor (honeybee mite)
Lineage: Eukaryota; Metazoa; Arthropoda; Arachnida; Mesostigmata; Varroidae
Gene: Mcm10
Product: minichromosome maintenance 10 homolog
Biological process (GO): DNA replication; DNA replication initiation
Cellular component (GO): nuclear replication fork; nucleus
Molecular function (GO): single-stranded DNA binding; DNA replication origin binding
Source: RefSeq, a predicted model, not a curated record
GCUAGGUUUUCUCUUGAGUUAGUCAUAUCAAGGAACUUUGUUUUUGUCGUGAUUCCGGAAAGCUAAAUUGCAGUGUACAAUCGCCUACACUCAAAAGAAGUGACUUCUCCAUCUUUCGAGGCCAACUGCGCUGGGCUAAUUAUGGAUGAUGAUAUGGAUAUUCUUGCCGCUCUCAUCGACGAGGAUCUCAACGAGCUCGAGAGGGAUAUCGAGACAGACCAAAACAACGGCACCACGGGAAGUUCAUCAAAACUACAAACUUCAGUUCCAGAAACAGUGAAACCGGAAGAAUCUUUGGGACCAGAGUACAAUGGUGAACGUUCGUUUGAGGCGGCGGAAAAAUUGUCAAGAGACCCCUUGCAAACAGAAUCACCAUCUUCUAGAAAGUUGGCAUCAUCAAGUAAGAGCGAGGAAAAGCAGUCGGAAUUAUCGAGCGUGAACAUCACGAAAUCUCCCACAAGUCAACAGAGCACGAUUACGCCUUCCAGCAAGAAGUUGAUUCUUGAAGCGAGCACAUCUACAAAAAAGUCUGCACCGUUGCUGCAAGAUGUCAAUAUCUUCAAGGAAACACGCAAUGGUGUUGCAAAGCCUUCUGAAGUGCAUACGGGACUUACCGACUAUGAAUCGUCUGACGAUGAAUCCCUUACAUCAUCCGGAAAAGAAGUAAACAGCAUAUUGAAGAAACGGGAAACGGACCGGCGCAAAAAGGAAAAUCCGUUCAAGCCUCACAUGAGCUCUAACGAGCAGGAUGGAUGGUCAAAGGCAAAGUUAGCAGAAGCUACAGCUAAAGCAGUACACAUUCAAAUCGACCCCUUUUCAGGAAUUCGAAUCAGGAACCCUGUUGUUUCUUCGGAUUCUCUUCGCUCGAAAAUGAUUGGUAGAAAGAUGGUCAAGAUAUCCACCGUCGGAAGCUACCUUCAUAAAAUGAAGGACCGCGAAGAGGACUGGGUGACGAUAGCUGUAGUUGUCCAUAAAAGCGAUCCAAAGUCUUCAAAUAAAAGCGGCAAACUAUUUUCGGUCGUUAAACUCGGCGAUUUGCAAAAUUUAGAGAUAAGUGUGCAGUUGUUCUUGUUCAAUAACGUCCACACAGAGCUGUGGCAACGUCUGCAAGAGGGUCGAGUCGUUGGAUUGCUGAACGCUAGAAUGUUGCCGAACCGUGAGGGUUCACAAGAUACAUCACUAUCAAUUGAUCAUGCAGGCAAACUUUUGGAAUUAGGAGACGCUCAGGAUUACGGAACCUGUCAAGGCAGAACGAGGGCGGGACAAAAAUGCAGCAACGUUGUUAACAAAUCACAAUGUGCCUAUUGUGUGUUUCACGUUAAGGCUGAAUUCCAGAAAAUGAGCAGUAAACGACCAGAGUGUCAGUCCAGUUACUCAGGUGCGGACCCAGGUCGGCUUCGGAAGGCGGUAUUUGAAGCAACCGGGGGUGUUUAUGGCGUUCCUAAGGGGAUGGCAGCUUCGAUGACGCGAGCCGAGUUGCGCGCUUCUCUUAGGCCAAUUGGCUCGACUAAUGCUGAGCGUAAGCAAAGGGAACGACUCAUCCUUUCUAACUUGGAGUUGAAACGUAAAGCUGAUACGCAUCUAGAGAGUAUGGCUAAAAAGAAGCCCAGCCUUGGCCCGACAAGUUCUUCAGCCUCCUCAUCUCAAAACAGUCGAAGUAGCGUCGCCGACGAAUUUAUUGAAGCUCAGCUAAAAACGCAUGGACCGGGUGCUCGUCUAAUGCGAAUCGCUCUUGGAAAGGAGGAACCGCCUUCUAGUGUUCAAAAACUUUCCAACGGGAUUAUAAUUUCAGAGCCUAUGAGUCCUGGCGAACUUCUUCGGCAACAUGCAUUUCGCAAGCAGGUGGUAUCCAUGACUCCAAAGUUAAGUGGCAGUCCUGGGGGAAUGGUCUCACUUGGGCCUAACAACCUUAAAGGGGACAGCAAGUUACGGGCAGCACGCAUCCUAAAAGGAGCUGCGAUCGCUGCAGUAGAUCCAAAUGCCGUUAAAAGAUCGGUAGACAAGAACCGAGUGCUACAAAAGGUGGAAGACGCAAAUAAAAAUGGAACAGAUGAAGCUGACAAAGAGAAGUUUAAAAACGUCAAAAACAAUUUAAAUGGCGCCAAUGUACCGAAAGGCAAGAAAAUAGUUUUAGGAAGAGAGGUAGAUGAAGACGAUGUUAAGAAAAUGUUAGCUCGCAAAUCUACCCACCAGCACGAGGUUGACGAGGUCGAAGAAGCAGCAAAGGAGGCGUACUUCGCUAAGCUUGAACGCAAGGAAGCGCUUGAACAGAAAAUGCUGUCAACAAUGUCCGUUAAGGUAAAGGUGGUUUCGUGUGCGACUUGUCGCUAUACAGCUGUCGCAGCUUCGGACUAUUGUCAAAAGCAAGGCCACGCAAUAAAGACCCACGAGGCAACUAAACGCUUCUUCCGUUGCUUGCUCUGCAAGAAUCGUACCAUCAGCUUUUGCAAAUUGCCAUCCAAGCCUUGCAGACGUUGCGAAAGCUCCGAGUGGGAACGAGUGGCAAUGUGGUCGGAGCGAGAGGGACCUCGAAUGGAUUAUGAGAUUCUUCAGCUUCGAGGCCAGGAAAAAAAAUUUAUUGACAGCAUAUAAUCACGUGACAAUCAUUGGCUGAACUGACGCCUGACUUAAUGCUACAUAAGUAGACUAGAGCUUGUGGUCACACAAUAUACAUUGAUGAAUUAUUUCUUAACAUUAUUGUGGAGCAAAAAUCGUUUUGUGGUACAGUGGAUGCCUUUUUGCACGAACAACUCAAAUAUCACACUAAGCAAAGUGAAGCUGUGGCUUUCGAAAUUAUGCUGUAGCCUUUUUGUCUGCAGCUUAAUAGCAAAGAUAAUAAUCAUUAAAACAACCUAUUAUCUGUCAAGACGUUUGAAGAUGUACUCACGUUAAAUGCUGUCACGUUAUGCAAUAUUUCACUACAAUGUUUGCGAAA